Molecule: messenger RNA, 771 nt
Organism: Paracoccidioides brasiliensis Pb18
Exons: 3
Coding region: 1-771 (256 amino acids)
Source: RefSeq, a predicted model, not a curated record
AUGGCGGCACAUGUUGCAGGCAUAGUUUCAAAAAAGCUACUGAAGGAGUCAGCUGAAAAUAGAUUUGGACAAGAUGAUCCAUACUUUGAAUCAGUACCCGCGACAAACCUCUUGGGACGUCCGACAACAGAAAAGAAGCGAAAGGCCGCACCGGAAGGCAUAUCGACCCACGAUGCGAAGGUGUUGACAAAAGUGAAACGGCGCGCAUAUAGAUUGGACCUCUCUCUUUGCAAUUUUUGCGGAAUACGUUUCGGGUGGAGCAGUGUCAUAGGCUUAGUUCCAGCGAUCGGCGAUGCGCUCGAUAUGUUCAUGGCCCUGAUGGUGGUGGCGAGCUGUAACAAAGUCGAAGGUGGUCUCCCCGCUGGUGUUCGAAUGCGGAUGCUUUUGAAUGUUGUUUUCGACUUUGUCGUGGGCUUGAUCCCCUUCAUCGGCGAUAUUGCGGACGCUAUGUAUAAGUGCAACACCCGAAACGCAGUCCUUCUGGAACAGUUCCUUAAGAAACGGGGAGAUGAGAACCUGCAGCGAUCAGGGUUACGGCUCCAUGAGCGGCGAACAGAUCCAAGUCCGGAGAGACAAUUGAACACGCGAGGAUCAGGACGACAGACUACCCCGCCACGAGAUUAUUCGCCGGCUCGACCGCAGCCUGCCCGUGUUCAAACAGAACGGCCAUCGAGGAAUCCUGCACGAGUUCACGCUGACAAAUCGUCAAGGAACCCUAUCUCUUCCCCUGGGCGCAAAAGGGAACCAGAUCUAGAAAUGGGCAGGAUGUAA